AUGGAUAUUGAUAAUAUUUUGUCAACUCGAUUGGAAGAAUUGCAACAGAAGUUUCCUACACGCUUUUCGAAAUCAAUUUAUGUACUUAAAGCUGUCCAUGACAAUGUGCCGACUGGAUGGAAAGAGCGAUUGAUAGAAGCAAGAAGAAAAGGAAAUGGACAACGUGUUAUCCUCAUUCCUUAUAAUAUCGAAGGUUUGCAUUGGAUUGGAAUCUUGUUAAAAUUUGAAACAGACCGGAAGAUUGAAUUGGCCCAACUUAUGGAUCCGGUAGAAUAUUCCGAUUUUUCUCCUGAAAAAUUAGGAAAUGAGCUUAAGGAAAUUUAUCCAGAUACUUUGUUACGUUGGACUUAUGUUGAAAAACAUCGUGAUGUACAGCAAAGUGCUAGUAUUACUAUUAAAAAUUUAUUAAAGGCAGCUGAAGAAGUUCAACUUACAUAUGAACGAGGUACAGAUACAUGUUCAAUUGAUCUAAAAGAUGAAAAUUGGCAAGCUGCCCUGACAACAAUGAAAAUAUUAUUCAAGGAGCUCAGUUCAUUAAAUAUGCAAGAAUUAUUUACGCUUAUCGAGGAAGCAGAUAAAGUAGUGUAUUUAAUAAAAGACAAAAAUAUUAUUCUUUUCUUCGGAAUAACUGGAUCAGGUAAAUCAACAACUAUUCAUUUUCUUGCGGGCUCUCAAAUGGAACGUGUAAUAGUAACAACAUCACCAUUUGCUCAGUCUGAAACUCGAUAUAUAACUGCUGUUACAGUAAAUUUCAAAGAUGUUGGCGCUUUCACUGAUGGUAGCAUCAUUCUUUGUGAUAAUCCAGGAUUCGGAAAUACUCACAGAGCAGAAUUUGAUAUAGCUAAUGCAAUAGGUAUUGUUAGAGCAGUUAAGGGAUGUAGAAGUGUAAAACCAGUUGUAUUAAUUAGUUAUGGAAAUAUUGC
This is a messenger RNA of Rotaria sp. Silwood2, 923 nucleotides long. NCBI's taxonomy places the organism in Eukaryota, Metazoa, Rotifera, Eurotatoria, Philodinida, Philodinidae. The record is from the annotation of a GenBank genome assembly.